UAUAGUGUUAUAGUUAUAUGAAUGGUCUAUAAUGCUUUACUUUAUGUAUUAUGAUCUAUAAGUUGGCAGUAGUUUAUUUCUACUAGACUUGUAACUAGAUCUAGAUUUUGUUACUGUUUGGUAGUGGCAACAGACAAUUAGAUUUACCUGAAAGUACAUAGUAAGCGAUCCGAAACAUGGCAAUCACAACCCUUACUAAAUAAACUAAAAUGAAGUCCAGAUACAAAAAAGCCAAACGGAUAUUGUCCUUUUAUUACACUCACUUUGGACUGAAACCACCUUAUUUAGUUUUGGUGUGUGGAACAUUUUGUAAACAAGCUUUGAUGGACAAAAUAAAUAUAGCAGAGCAGCUUCCCAAGUAUUUAAGUGGAGAAGUGAAACUGCUUACUACAAAGUGUGCAUUGAAAGAAUGUGAAUUAGGAGGAUCAUUGUUGUAUGGUCCUUUUAAAGUGCUGAGUCAGUAUGAUAUCUUUGACUGUCCACAUGCCUGGUUUAAAGGGAGUGCAAAGUGCUUACGCAAAGCAGCAUUGAAAGAGAAAGGCAAGCUUAUAAUUGCUACACAGGAUGAAGAGCUGGCCAGUAGCUUGAGAGAGCAUAACAUUCCCUUGAUGCACAUAUCUCACAACUCUAUCAACUUAGAAACUCCAUCAGAGAAAUCAAAAUCAUUUGCAGAGGAGAAAACUUCUAAAAAAUUGACACUAUCACAAAAGCAGGAAGCAUCUAUUGCACUUCUGAAACAGGAACUUCACAUCCCAGAAGAACCAGUUUCUAAAAAGAAGAAAAAGAAAAAAGGUGGCCCAAAUCCUCUGUCUGUUAAGAAAUCUACAAAGAAAAAGUCAAGUUUGAAUGGAGUUUCUAAAGGCAAUGUAGAAAGUGCCAAGCACAAAACAAGACAAAGAAAGAAAAAAGUUAGAAUUCCAGAGCAUGUUAAAAAAGAAUUAUUAAAAUCGAAUGUACAAUUGUAAAAAUAUGUAUUAUAUAUAUGUAUGUAUUAUAAUGUGCUGAUUAAAAAAUACACUUCAUUGAGA
Biomphalaria glabrata is the source of this 1028-nucleotide messenger RNA. Its product is annotated as rRNA-processing protein UTP23 homolog. The transcript is spliced from 5 exons. Gene Ontology annotation, cellular component: small-subunit processome; nucleolus. Gene Ontology annotation, molecular function: small ribosomal subunit rRNA binding. Bases 210 to 965 code for a protein of 251 amino acids. NCBI's taxonomy places the organism in Eukaryota, Metazoa, Mollusca, Gastropoda, Planorbidae. The record is from RefSeq and is a predicted model, not a curated record.